Fusarium coffeatum is the source of this 333-nucleotide messenger RNA. RefSeq lists its product as uncharacterized. Bases 1 to 333 code for a protein of 110 amino acids. The record is from RefSeq and is a predicted model, not a curated record. NCBI's taxonomy places the organism in Eukaryota, Fungi, Ascomycota, Sordariomycetes, Hypocreales, Nectriaceae. The transcript has 2 exons.
AUGAAGAAAGCAUUUGAUGAAUCCGAAAAAGCCAUGCUGGCUAAAAAGCAGUUUAACCAUCAAAUCUUGCGCAAUAUUCGGAAGUUUACUGUAAAGGACUUUGAAAAAUACUCAAUGUAUCUUUACUUCUACGAUUUUGUCGCCUUGAUUCCCGGGGCCGAUUCCCCUUGCGCCGCCGACAACCUCGAGAAGGUGAAAGUAUUCGCCAGGGCCCAGUCCUCCGUCUACAACCUUUUGCCAGACAUCACCAAAGAUGUCAACGGGACAAUCACCGAGUCUGGCGGCGCCAUUAACGAAAAAGACUGGCCUGCUCCUGCUGUCCAAGUGGUUUAA